CCAGAGAGUGGAGAGGAAGCAGUGGCCCUGGUGGAAGACUUGCAGAAAAAACCUGGAAGACAUGGGCUGCAGCCCUGCCUGAUUCUCAGGCUCUGGAUCUUGCUGCAUAGAAGAGCAGUGGUGAUCGGGGUGAUGAGCAGAUCUCAGGAGCUGGUGACAUUUGGCGAUGUGGCUGUGUAUGUUUCCCAAGAGGCACAGAGGGAACCAGAACCUGGACAGAAGAACCACCUAGAAGUAACUCAACAGAAUCCUGCAAAUGGGAUCUUGCUAGGUGUGCACUGGGGGUAUGAAGAAACUAAAAUUUUCCUGGGAAUUCUUGGUGAGCCCUACAUUCAUGAGACACUUCGCACCUGCCAUCAGAAUCGCCAGGUGUGCCAGAUCGUGGCUGAGCGGCUGUGGGAAUGUGGUUUCCUGCGGACUCUGGAGCAGUGUCGCUACCGUUUCACGAACCUCCAGACCAACUACCACAAAGCCAGGAGCACCCACAUGCCAGGCUCCUGCACCUUCUAUGAUGAGAUGGAUGCCUGAUGAGUUCCUGGACCCUUUCUAACACCUUCAGUGCCUGAGAGGUGGCAGGAGGUCUUCCAUGGAAUAGAGGGAACGCCAAAGGGAACCAGGAGGCAGCACUGGAAGAUAUAAGAACGGAAAGUGAAUUACAGGAGAACUCCAUGUCCCUUCUUGCUUUGCCUUGAGUAGGACUUCCAGUUUCCCAGCCAGAUGGGGUCUCAAGGCUGGAGACAAGCGAAGAGCUUUGGAAUGGCAAUCUCCAGGACUUCAGGGAGAUUUGGAAAACUUCCUGUGCAGAUCUUGAAACAAAGACAGAAUGAGGAGAAUUCAAGCCAGGAUAUUUCAGAGGAAGUAGAACUAUCCGGGGCAUUAUUAGAAAGACCCAAAAUGGAUGUUUCUCAAUACCUUAAUUGGAAAAAAGACUGGGAAAGUGAAUGUGGGGCAGAAAAGCAGUGGGAAAUAUCCCUGGAAAAUGGACAAGAGUCACUGUCUCCUGCAGAAAGAGACUUAGGUAAAUUCAUAGGUCCUCAGGGAACCUAUGGAGGAGAAAAAUCCAAUAUGUGCUCUGAAUGUGGAAAAAAUUUCAGCCAGAGCU
Cynocephalus volans (Philippine flying lemur) is the source of this 1102-nucleotide messenger RNA. RefSeq names its product zinc finger and SCAN domain-containing protein 20-like. The record is from RefSeq and is a predicted model, not a curated record. Bases 133 to 528 code for a protein of 131 amino acids. Gene Ontology annotation, biological process: regulation of DNA-templated transcription. NCBI's taxonomy places the organism in Eukaryota, Metazoa, Chordata, Mammalia, Dermoptera, Cynocephalidae. The transcript is spliced from 6 exons.